This is a messenger RNA of Serpula lacrymans var. lacrymans S7.9, 3369 nucleotides long. RefSeq lists its product as uncharacterized. The transcript has 7 exons. The record is from RefSeq and is a predicted model, not a curated record. Gene Ontology annotation, molecular function: DNA-binding transcription factor activity, RNA polymerase II-specific; DNA binding; zinc ion binding. Bases 9 to 2966 code for a protein of 985 amino acids. Gene Ontology annotation, biological process: regulation of DNA-templated transcription; DNA-templated transcription. NCBI's taxonomy places the organism in Eukaryota, Fungi, Basidiomycota, Agaricomycetes, Boletales, Serpulaceae.
ACAACCGUAUGGGCCAAAACGACAACUCGCAAUCCAUGACCCAUCAAUCAAAGAAAAAGCGUAUCGACGAAGAGCACCAGUCCUCGCCAGACGUGGGCUUGAAGCCUGUGCAGCUACAGAGGCGCAGAGUAUGGCGGGCAUGUGAAAGUUGCAGACGCAAGAAGAUUAAGUGCGAUGGAUGCGAGCCCACCUGUUCCCAAUGCCAGGCCUCUGGAUCUAGUUGUGCUUGGCUUCAGACCAAGGACAGGGCGGCUUUAAGCAGACACUAUGUGCAGGAACUAGAGGCCCGUCUUCUCCACAUGGAGUCCCUAUUCACCCAGAUCACUCCUGUUCUCGAGCAGCUGGGGCCCACUCUCAACAUUCCAGUGGUCCCUGGCCCAUCCGGAAGCUCGGAGUCAGAUGCCUUGCCUCAGGCGUCUACUCUUUUGCAGGCAAUGACGUUCCCACCGAAAGACGCUCAUGUGGAGGACAAGUCAUCUCCCGAAUCAUCCCAAUCUAUCAAGGUUGAAGAUGACGUUUCCGAAUCUUUCGGCCAGCUUGCCCUUGACGAACACGGUCACAUGCGGUGGAUAGGCGGAUCCUCCACGAUGUCUCUCAUACAAUCAUUCAAGGCUCUCACGACGUCUCCUCUACACCGCGUAUCACCCAUGGAAGAAGAUCCACGAGCACCAGGUCCAAGUGUCAACAAACUAUAUUUUCCCGCUUCUGUCUUCUUUGGGAAGGUCCACGCCCUCCCUGGUCCAGAGGAAGUCGAAUAUCCCGACGAGGAUUUGGCCGAUAAGCUUGUCGACGCGUAUUUUACGCGCCUUCACUUCCUAAUGCCGAUUCUCGAUAAGCCCUCAUUCAUGCAGCAAUACAAGUCUGUGAUGGCCAAUAGAAAUGACGCUGUCAUAGCAAAGACCGAGGCUGCCUUUAUUUCCGUCGUUUUCGCUGUCUUUGCAUGCGCCGCUAGGCUCAUUAAUGACCCCCGUCUGAAAGGAGAGACUUUAGACGAUGGUGGAAUGGGCAUGGUCUAUUACGAAAGAGCCUUGAUAUUACAUUAUAUCAGCCACGCAACCAUCCAAGUAUCCCACGUUCAAUGCUUUAUUCUCAUGUCGUCAUUCCUGUGCUCAGUCAACUGCUUACCACAAGCGUGGCUUCUCGUGGGACAAGCAGUACGCACUGCGCAAGAUUUGGGCCUUCAUCGAUCACCUCGACGAUUACUGAUAACUCCUAUCGAGAAAGAAACUCGAAGAAAGAUAUGGUGGGGGGUCUAUGCCCUGGAUCGCAUGCUUGCUCUUGCUUUAGGACGUCCGCUCGGCAUAGAGGACUCGGAUUGUGACGUUGAAGACCCUGUAGGCGUGGAUGACGAGAACCUCCCUGAGUAUUUCAGUGGAGCUCCGCUGUCGCAGAAUUACCCAUCUCUCAUGGAUGGCACUCUCGCUAUAACGAACUUGUACAAGAUAGCCGGACGGAUUCUCAGAGAAGUUUACGCCAUCGAGAACUGCAAGGAGAUCCUGGAGCCUGAAAGGAAGGCUGAACUCCAACGCUCCGUCGAUGCACUCGAUCAGGAACUGACACAGUGGUGUAACAAUCUUCCCGCGGAGUUCAGGAACGAGUCUGUUAACGACAAACAAGUCACUAUGGGAGCCGUAUUGUGCAGCCAUUAUUACUCUGUUCUCACGACACUUCAUCGUAAUUUCUUACCCGUCAAGCGCGAUCAGCUCAUCGCUCCCAAUUCUACUGCGAAGGCCGUAGCCUCUGCCCGCUCGUGUAUCCAUCUGGCCCCCUCUAUCCACAAUGUGAUACCCCCUUCCCAUCAUCUCGCAUUUUUUAUUCAGCAUCUUUUCAGCUCCGCUGUGAUUAUACUGCUUUACGCCAUGCACUGCUCCGAUACGAGAGCGGCAAUUGUCGCAAUGGAGGAAGCCAAGAGUUGUUUUGCUGCCCUGGAAUCUUGGGAGGGGUACUGGCCUGGCGCUCGAAAAUGCAAAGAGCUGCUCACGGACUUGGCCAAAACCGCCGAUGAAGCUAUCAAGUCGUCCGCUGGUGGGAGGCAAGGUGGUCCUAUGGCAGCCCCUUCGACCGUGCCGCCUGUUAUGCUCGAACGCCGACGCUCUCUUGCAGCUUCGCCGUCAUCACCUGUGCCUACCAUAAUCCGCCCCGUCAAGGGCAAGCCAAGGCGCAUCAGUCGUUCUCGAGAUUCGACCAAUACUACCCGCCGGGCUCCUGUUGCUUCUGCUUAUCGCGUAGACUCUCAGCGAAAUAGGUCAACGUCACGCAAGCGUGGUCAUGAUGAGAGCGAAGGCUUCGAUAGGGCGGGAAGCCACCUGGCCUCAUAUCAUGGCAUAUAUGCCAGUCCGGGCUCUGCCCCAGGCAAGUCCAGUCCGCAUAGUUCGCCCGCUUCGGUGAAUCUACCAUCCCCUUCAAUAUCAAACCUUGAUGCGUCUCAAAAUCAAGAAGCCAGCCCGAGGAUGAUGGUAGCAUCGCCAUAUAGCAAUUAUUCUGCAGUUCCUUUAUCCCCCCUCCACGUCUCGUCGCCAUCCCAAUUUGAUCUCGAAUAUGGACUGCAGUCUCAGCAUAACAUGGGUCAAGGGAGCUCCUCCCACUGGGAUGGUAGCAAUGCUGAGCAGCAGGGCCUCGAGAUGUACUCCCCCGUUUUACAGAAUAAUUCUCUGUCGUACUCACAUCCAUACGAUUCUCAGUCCAAUGUGGACCCUACAUGGUACGGGGCAUCAGAUAUGGGGUACUCUGGAUUAUCCACCACACCUCCCACCGCGUCUUUUGCCACACCAGGACUUCCCUUUCAUGGCCUGGACUAUAUCCGCAAUUAUAACACAGGCGGAUAUUCAGUAGCUGGAGAUCAAGAUUCACUCUGGCAGACUUUUGACGCUGGUGCAUUUGGGCUUGAUCCCGAUUUACCGUUUUCGCUCGGUGAUAUUUCUUCAGACCUUAGCCGACACGGUCAACAUAAUCAACAAGGCCGAUAGUAAUAAUAUCCAGAGGAGAUUUCAACAUCAUCCCUUUUGAAUCAUACGUGCCUCGAUAAUGGCAUUGGACCAAUUUCUUUCCGAACGGUGACCACACGACGUAUAUUUGUAUCCAUACACGAGUUGACGAGAUCUGGUUCGGUGCUAGAGUUUUCACUGUAUGCUUAGUGCUUUGCUUGACCUUCCACGGCGAUAUGCAUAUUCACUACUAAUAAUCUUUGUGUGUUUGAGCCUUACGCACUUGCGUUGACUCGGGUUUUGUUUUAAUCCUUGAUACACUGAACUAGUUACUAAUAGGCUUCUUAUGCUGUACUCCUUUCUCUGACAUUGACUAUCAGUAUCGAUCUUGUAACACCUAGCUCGCAUUCCUUGAUAUCAUUUGAAACUUUACAAAGGUUAUAAA